AUGUUGGUGCUUUUGGGCGUUGGUUGUGUACUGAUAUACCUUUGUAUUGAUGAUGUACGCGGUUUUCGUCAUAUCCAGCCAGGGCCGUUUCCUCUACCACUGAUAGGAAACCUCCACCAUAUAAUCAUCGGAAACAUCAAAUAUGGAGGCAUCGUUGAGCUGAUGAAAGAAUGGCAGAAGGAGUACGGUAACGUCAUCACAUUCUGGUUCGGACCAAUACCAACAGUUCAUAUUUUGGACUUCGAGACAGCUAAAGAGAGAAAUGAUCGUCGUCAACGGCGCCGCUUAUGUGGACCGAUACACACCAAGGACGAGGUACGGUAUUCUCGAGCGGCGAUUUUUGGGCUGAUCAUCGUCGUUUCACUUUUACGAACCCUACGCGAUUUUGCACUGAAGAACAGCAUCAUGGAGGAGAGAAUCAUGGACGAGGUUCAGUACAAUUUCGCCAAACUGGAAGAAACUAUGGUGGAUGGAGAGACGAAGAUAAAUGCCGGAGAAUUUUUCGAUGUCCUUAUUGGCAGCGUCAUCAAUCGAAUCAUCUUUUCUGAACGUUUCACGAAAGAGAGUACUGCCGAAUUUUUCGAAGUGAAACAUCUGGUGGAUAAAGAAAUUAUGGGAUUGACAGCUUUUGGUAUGUCGCUGGAAAAGUGGACGCUCAACUUACCAAUACUUAAGUACAAGUGGAGAAAGCUCAUCGAACCUCAAGAAAAACUUGUGGAGUUUCUUCAGAAAAGACUAGAUCAGAGAAAGGAAGACAUCGCAUCCGGCAGGCAUUCUCUACAUGGAGACGGUGAUGAUUUUGUUGACGCUUUUCUGAUAAAGAUGGAAAAAGAUCGAAGAGAAGGUCGACAUCCUACGCAAGCAUACAAAGAAGACGAGCUACUGUACGAUGUUUUUGACUUAUGGAUUGCUGGUCACGAAACAACGGCAAUUACUGUAAUGUGGGGUUUCAUGCACUUGAUAAAAAACCCUACCUUCAAGUCUAAAACUCCAAUC
Molecule: messenger RNA, 996 nt
Organism: Ostertagia ostertagi
Lineage: Eukaryota; Metazoa; Nematoda; Chromadorea; Rhabditida; Trichostrongylidae
Source: the annotation of a GenBank genome assembly